This is a messenger RNA of Ilyonectria robusta, 4886 nucleotides long. RefSeq lists its product as uncharacterized. The coding region runs from base 51 to 4886 and encodes 1611 amino acids. Gene Ontology annotation, molecular function: zinc ion binding; ubiquitin protein ligase activity; ribosomal large subunit binding. Gene Ontology annotation, biological process: rescue of stalled cytosolic ribosome; ribosome-associated ubiquitin-dependent protein catabolic process. The record is from RefSeq and is a predicted model, not a curated record. The transcript is spliced from 4 exons. Lineage: Eukaryota; Fungi; Ascomycota; Sordariomycetes; Hypocreales; Nectriaceae. Gene Ontology annotation, cellular component: RQC complex; cytosol.
GCUCGCGCCUACGCCCGCCGCCUCGCUUCACACACGCCCCCGACAAGAUCAUGAAGCGGGCUCAGGGCAAACCCGCCGCCCGGGGCUUCGAUACCGGUGCCCGCUCCGGAUUUGGAGGGUUUGGUGGGUUUGGCGCUGCUGCAACCGGCAGCUCGCUGUCGUACCUCGCCGAACCUCCCUCGUUUGCUGCCGUCUCGGACCCGAAUGUCGUCGUCUCUCUGAAGAACAUUUUGAAGAAGGAUAGCACUACCAAGUCCAAGGGGUUGGAGGAUUUGCUGGCCCAUGUUCUGGCUAACCCCCAUGAUAAGGAUGGUGGGGUUGAGGAGGCCGUCCUCGAGGUUUGGGUUCAAGUAUACCCCAGAACAUCGAUCGACAACUCCCGUCGAGUCCGUGAACUUUCCCACAACCUCCAGCUCGAGCUCAUGAAGUCGGCCCGCAAACGAUUCGAACGUCACAUUCCAAAAAUUGUCGCUGCUUGGCUCGCCGGUCUCUUUGACCGAGACCGGAUUGUUUCCAGAGCUGCUAGCGAUGGCCUUACUUCUUUUCUUACAACUCCCGAAAAGAUCUCGGCGUUCUGGAACAAGUGCCAACCCCAAAUCCUCGACUACGCGAUCGAUGCUAUACAGGAGACACAAGACACCCUCAGCGAUGAACGAUCAACGACCCCGGAGGAUUCAGAGGCAAAAUACUACCGAGUCGUCACGGCUAGUUUGUCUCUGGUUCUUGGUCUACUUCAGAGAGUCGAACCCGCCAGCCUUGAAAAGUUUCGAUCCCGAUACGAUGACUACUUUGCCGAGGAAAAUGUCUGGAAAACAAUCACCUUCAACGACUCCAGUGUUAGAAAGACUUCCUGCCAGUUGCUCUUUGCCACCAUUGAUCGAAAGUUGCCGUACGCCGAGUCCAGCAAGGUCAAGCAGGCAUUUAUUACUGGCGGCCUCAAGACCAACCAAGCAGGUUCUGCCCUCGAAUAUGUUCGUGCAUUAACAAAGAUGACACAAUCAUACCCCGACGUGUGGUCCUCGUCUAAGUCGCCAAGUGAUCCUAAAUCGCCACUCUCUCGACUUAUGGCCUUUAUCGCCAAGGGAUCACAAGGUAGUCAGCCAAGGUUCUGGGAAUAUCUGGACCAGCUGCUUUCCAUCUUGCCUGCUGAUCAACUGACGCCCGAGGUUGCUUCCCGUCUGUUGGCUUCGCUCAAGUCUGGCAUUACAAAUCGAGAAGAGCCUCGGACAAACACCUCUCCGGCAUGGAAAUGCUACAUCGAUACCGCGAAGCGCCUACUAGGUGCCCUUCCUGUCGACAGUCAGCUACCGUUUGUCCAGGAGCACCUUUUUCCUCUCAUCGAACAGUUCCUCUUUUCCGUUUCAGAAAAGACGGCCGCCAUCCCUCUUGGACCAAAUGCGGUAUCCGUGCUUGUCGAAGCCUACAUUGCCACUGUCCAGUCGUCACCUCCGGUCGUUUCGGCAUCAGCCGAGGAGUGGAAUCGCCUGGCUAGCGUGUUUUGUGCCAAGAUUUCGGGGUCCCUUCCUGAAGUCUCUCGGGAAUACCAUCAGUCUCAGGAAAAGAUUGCUGAAGAAGGCCGGCGCUGGUUCAGCCUUGUGGGACAGAUUGAAGACAAAAUCACCGCCUUGGAUCUUCCGGACCACGGAGCCGCACCUUCAAACGUCGUGAUUUCUCAAAGCAUCGCCCUCUUGGAAAGUCGCAACAUGAAGCCUUACGGUGCCGCUCGAAUUCUCGAGUAUGCUCUAAGCACCGCUCCUCGCUUGUUUGUCGGCGGCGCAGAGAAAAGAGUGUCCAGCUUUCUCCUUUCGCUCACUGAAGGAGACACGGCCAAGGCUGUAGCCUCUCCAUCGUCUCGGUAUCUUCUUUCUUGUAUCCAUCUCCUUGGAGCCGUCUCGGACGAGCUCGCCACUGUCUGGACUUCUUGGGUCAAGGCUAUUUUGGAGCUUCCCUCUGGAUCUGCCCGUGACUCUGCACUUGCGUCUCUCAUCUCCCGAGACAGCGGAUCAGCUCUCGCCCAAAAAGACAAAGAAUUGCAGGAUCACAUCGUUUCUCAGUCCGUUGCUCUGGCUAGGGGUGAUGCAGGUUCUUGGGAGGUGCUUGAAGCGGCUGUUACCUAUCAAAGCCUUACAGACGACAGCUACCGACAUCUCGUGCAACAGCUUGUCUCCGUCCUCGACAAGGAGCCCCAGCAUACCGAGCCUACAUUGAGAGCUCUCGAAAUUACCGCCAAAGGCAGACCCGAUCUCUUCUCACAGGACGAGGACAUCCACACCACCCUAGUUGCCCAAUUGCUGAGUCUCUCCGAAAUUAACGACCCUACCAUAUCCCCCAAAGCCACAACUGUUCGCUCUUUGCUUGACGGCCAUGGCGAUGGAAAGUUGCCCGUUGUCAGCAUCAUUCAAUCGAACCUCGAAAGUGCUGGGCCACAGUCUUUGGAUAUCGAGACACUCGUUCUCCAAGCACAAAGUGCUGCAACCAAUACUCCCUUGGAGGAACUAUUCCCUAGUACCAACGUCUGGAUGACAGAGCUUACACCUUUCUUGGAGCAACCUGUCAACCCAUCGCUAACAAUCACCAAUAACCUCGGCGGUGCCGCCGCACUCGCAGAAGUUCCCGAAGCUGCCCCAGUUCGAGUACCCCGGGACAGAAAAGGUCGUUCCAUUCCCAUGAGAAUGGCCCUUUACGUCUGUCAGCUUUCAGAGUCCAACCUUUUGCUCUCCCAACUACCAAAGCCAUUCCAAGUGGAACUUCUCUAUCUGCAAUGUCUGACUGUCCAACUGGUCUCGGAUCAAAUCACUUGCAUGGAAGAAAAUCGACUUUGGAAGACGGUAGGACACUCCGAGGCCAGUUCCCAAGCAGAGGGCUUCGUCUCUUCGAUGCGCCACGUCCUAAGUACCUUGACCUCGGAGGUGAAGACCUGGGACGACUCUGUGGUUCACGACCUCGUCAAUCUCUUGAUGGAACACUCCAAAGAAUUGACACCACGGGGUCUGUACAGCGCGAGGGCUCUGGGCGAGUUGUUUCAAUCCUUGACAGAAGCUGGCGUCGUACCUCAUCUCGAAGAGUCGUUUCUGAAGCCCGAGGUUCUCAAGAUAUCGCCUGUGACAGUCUUUUUGGCCUCUGCACUCAUCACCGGAUUUGGCGAGACUCUCCAGCCUUCCAAGCCGGCCAACAACUUUGCCAACCGGGUCAUCAGCGAGGUCGCUGGAGCAACUCCUCAGGGAGCAAAGACUCUCAUGACGCUGGUUCUCCUCUCCACAUGCGCUCAAGUCUACGAGCUUGGCGAAUUACCUGUGGCCAACAACCGAAUCGUCUUUGCCGUUCGCCAGAUUACAUCCUGGUUGGAUGAACCCGAGAGCCUGAGCGCGCCUCUCUGUGCUGAGAUUUGCCGUUCCCUGACAUAUCUCCUCCCAUGUAUGAAGGAUGUGUACGGAUCAUAUUGGGAAAAGACCAUCGGAUUUUGCAUCUCGCUCUGGAACCGCGCCAAUGAUUACAAGCUUGACCAGGCUCUCCCUUUCAUUCAUGCAUCACUGAAGCUGUUCAAGACGUUGGAGUCCCUCCAAGAACCCAAUGAUGAUCUCGUCGACGUCAUCAAAGAGUAUGCCAGCGCCAAGCCUCGAUCGUUGAUUGAACUGCUGCGGCUCUCGAGAUACGCCACUUCUCAGCCCUUGGAAAUUGUCGACGCCAUGCUCUGUCGGGAGGUUGACAAAAUCCCCCUUCGACACAUCUCCGACUUGUCAGACAUUUUUGGGCUGGUGGCUUCGGAAUCCCGAGACAUUCAGACUGCGGCCUUCAACCUCCUCCACAAGGCAAUUCCUGCACAGCAAGAGCAGAGAUCUGUUGACGUUUUGCUGGACAAGACAGAUGCUCGAUUGCCUGACGAACUUCUCUCGCUCCUGCUGGAUGCUCCAACGUUAGAAAAGUACUCGGAUGAGAUGCUCGCCGAAUUCCCUUCACCCAUCCGCGCAUACCUGCUGUCGUGGAAACUAGUCUUUGACGCCUACUCGACGUCUUCGUUUAAGAUUCGAAACGACUUUACCGAAAACCUCAAGAUGGACAACACUUCUGGGCCGCUACUGGACUUUAUGUUUGACGUCCUCGGACACUCAGCUGCCCAUCCGCUAAAGCUGGAAAGGGUCAACCUGAACCCCGAGCACAUCAGCGACUAUGAUGUCAAGCUUGCAGAAUCGGAGCCGGAGGAGAAGAACAUGCAGUGGUUGUUGGUCCACCUGUUUUACUUGACGCUCAAGUACACGCCCGGCCUGUUUCGCGCGUGGUACAUUGACUGUCGGUCAAAGCAGACCCGAAUCGCCGUCGAGUCUUGGACAACCAAGUACUUUUCCCCUCUAACAAUCUCAGACACAUUGGAUGAGGUUCAAGAGUGGGCAGAUGGACAGGAGCCCCCUGCCAUGGACGAACAGGAACUUGUUGUCAAGGUUGCCAGAGCAGCCAGAGAGGUAACGGCAGGCUACGAAGUUGAUGAAAGCCAAGCAGCCAUUGUCAUCAAGGUCCCUCCCAGUUAUCCCAUCGAGGGUGUCACUGUUGCCGGCCUCCAUCGCGUCGCUGUGAGCGAAAAGAAGUGGCAGAGCUGGAUCAUGACGACCCAGGGCGUCAUCACCUUUUCCAACGGCAAUAUCAUCGACGGACUUCAAGUGUUCAAGCGCAAUAUUGUCGGUGCGCUCAAGGGACAGAGCGAGUGCGCCAUUUGCUACAGCAUCAUCUCGACCGACAAGCGCAUGCCCGACAAGCGCUGCAGUACGUGCAAGAACCUGUUCCACCGAACAUGCUUGUACAAGUGGUUCCAGACCAGCAACCAGAAUACAUGCCCACUGUGCAGAAACCCCAUCGAUUAUUUGGGCUCUGACACGGCAAAGCGGAGACUGUGA